AUGCCCCCCGGGAGCUGGGUGGUUCUUAUGGAUCGACGAGACCGCCGUGGCCGAUUCAGCGACGACGGCGCCUUCUUACAAUACUCUUUCAUCAGAAUCCGUCGACCCUCUCCAGAGACUGCCCCGAAGCAACAACAACAACAAGAACAACAAAGACCGGCCCCUGUCUCUAGUUCAGUCGAGGUGGUCGGCGGGCUGACCGACUUCCUGCGCGAAACCGUGCCAGAGACUCAUAUUGCCACGUGGGAGAAACGGCUCGAGGAGGUAGAGAGGGAUUUGGUUUCAGCUUUGACUAGACCGAGCCCACCCAGUACCCCGUCAUCGAUGGAAUUCUCACCGGGGGUGAACCCGAUUGACGAGGUGUUGAGGCGCUUGACUUCAGCUGCAACUGAGAGGAGCGCAGACAACGCCCCGCCAGAGACUGAUCUUUCCACUGGGGAGGGACUGGUCGUGGAGGUAGAGAGGGAACGCUGCAUCGGCGUCCGCGUCAUGGCUGAGAGCCGGGUCCACACUUUACUGGACCAGUUACUAUGA
Molecule: messenger RNA, 534 nt
Organism: Penicillium samsonianum
Lineage: Eukaryota; Fungi; Ascomycota; Eurotiomycetes; Eurotiales; Aspergillaceae
Exons: 1
Coding region: 1-534 (177 amino acids)
Source: RefSeq, a predicted model, not a curated record